CCGAGCGAUAUAUUGACCGAGAGAUAAUUUACCGAGUGAGAUAGUGAAAGUGUCCCGUAAUGGACAGCAUACCCCCCGACCUUCUGGGCUCCCUGGCCCCGGUGGUCCAGCAGCAACUCCCGCGGGUCUUCACGGAGAUGGAGGAGGAAGACCUGGAGGUGGAAGCGGCCUGGAAGCGCACCGCAGAGACUUUCAACGGGGAGAUCAGUGCCCUGACAGCCUCCAAUGAGGCGGACGAGGCAGGGUGGCAGGUGGAGAGGGCCUCGCUGCUGGCCGCUGUGGAGGCCGCCCAGGAGGAGGAGCGCCGGAGGCUCCAGGUCUCCCUCCUCCAGAUGGCGCAGCAGGCCCAGGAGGUCCUCCACCAGGCCACCCUGCUUCGCAUGGCCCGCACCCAGCCAGAGAGCUCCUCAGCCCAGGCAGAGCACUCGGGAAGAAGCCCCACCAUGAUGGGCCCCCGUGCGGAGCAGCUGGUGCUGGAGAGAGUCAGGGCCUGGAGCUGCCCCCUGGUGGUGGACGCCAGCAGCACCGCCCACAAGCAGCAGCUCAUGGCAGAGCUGAAGGAGCAGGCGGCCAGGUGGAUGGAGGCUCCUGUGGCAGCAGGGGAUAGCAACACCCCAGCAGGGGAUAGCAGCACCCCAGUAGGAGACGGCAGCACCCCCGUGGUGUUCAUGACGUGGGGCCUCAGGGAGCAGUGGAGGAAGGUGCAGGACAACAGGCCCGUCCUCAAUGACCACCUGCAGGCUUUCCUGCACAAAGAGCGCAUUGAACAGCAAUUAAAGCAGCAUGUCCAGAAGGAGAGGGAGCUGGAUGCUGAAUUUGAGAAGAGGAGGCGCAGCCUGGAGGAGAAGUACCUGAAGAAAGAGGAGAAGCAGCGAGCUGCUGCAGAGGAGAAGAAGGGGAGACUGGAACAGCAGCUGAGGAAGGAGGCGGAGAAGAGGACGAGGGCAGCCGCCAAGAAGCAGAAGAAGAGAGAGGAGAAGGAGAAAAAAGAGGAGGAGAAGAGAGAGGAGAAGGAGAAAAAAGAGGAGGAGAAGAGGACGAGGGCAGCCUGCAAGGCGCAGAAGAAGAGAGAGGAGGAGGAGAGGAAAGAGGAGGAGAAAGCUGCCAGCCUCAGCCUCAGCCGAUACUGA
This is a messenger RNA of Engraulis encrasicolus (European anchovy), 1130 nucleotides long. RefSeq names its product GRB10-interacting GYF protein 2-like. The coding region runs from base 60 to 1130 and encodes 356 amino acids. The record is from RefSeq and is a predicted model, not a curated record. The transcript has 5 exons. Lineage: Eukaryota; Metazoa; Chordata; Actinopteri; Clupeiformes; Engraulidae.